Somion occarium is the source of this 1329-nucleotide messenger RNA. Lineage: Eukaryota; Fungi; Basidiomycota; Agaricomycetes; Polyporales; Cerrenaceae. The record is from the annotation of a GenBank genome assembly.
CCGCCAACGACCAGCUCGCAUAACUUGUCUCUUCCGCAGUCCAACCCUGUACACUCUUUCUUUCCUCCAAAACUCAUUGAAUACCCUUUACUCAAGACUUGUUAUACUUUGUACAUGUACACCACCGCUACCAAGCACUCGCCGGAAUGGCGACUCAGACCUCUCUCCUCGUUUCUGGGCUUCCUAGAUAUUAAGCUUGGUGUGACCAUCGCCCUACUCUUUGCCCUCCUGAACAAGGUGGCAGGUGUAUAUGGGUUGAUCGCAGUUCUUACGGGUGCUGGAGGAUCUGCAGCUCAGCUGAGCUUGUACAUCUACUCUGUAAUAGGACUCAUAGCCUUGGCAUGGGGUCUACGAGCCAUCACUCACGAAGACCCUAAACAUACGCUGUACUUUGCCCAUGUAUUCUUUGCGGACCACGUACUCUCCACAGCAUGGACGGUCUUCUUCGCCGUCUUGUGGUGGGUUUAUACACCUCACGAUGGCAAGAAACAGGCCAACUCUCCCGCCCAACAAGAAAUGGCGAAGAGUACGCCUGAUAUAGUCCAGAACGAUAUGUCCGAGGAAGAGAGAGUAUAUGCUGCUAUGAGAAUGUGGGAUCACGAGAAGGGUAUGGCUACCACCGUGAUCGUGCUUGGCUGGAUAGCGAAGAUAUACUUUGCUCUUCUUCUGUAUUCUUAUGCAAGCCACUUACGCAAAGGCUCGUAUCGGUCUCUUCCAUAUACCCGUCAACCAUUGCCAUCACAUUAUCAACCUAUACAUCCAACCACCGCACUACCCGACGAAGAGGAAGAAGUCGAUGAUUUCUACCGUCUACCUGUUCGAGCACCUGCACCACCACCACUCACGCCCUCUGGUUCCUCACACGCCCGUUCCGGUUCAAAUGGCGGUUCAUCCAUAGGCAGUUUCGCAGACUUUGUCAGUGCACCUGGUAGAGGCUCAAGACGAGUCCCCAAUGUCCGAAAGUCCAACCUCAAUCCUGCGAAUAGCAAGACGACGGAUGGAUUGGAAGUGGAUGAAGUUUUAUUUGAUGAAGAUGAAGGCGCGAGUAUUUUGGGAACUAUCACUGCCAGUCGGAGUGCUAGUGGAAGUGGGAGUGGAAGUGGUAGCGGUGGGUCGAUGGAUGAGGAACGAGCGGUUGGUGGGAGUAAUCAUGGACGAAAGCAGAGUCGAACAAGACCUUGAUUGUAGUUCUUGCGCUGGAGGCAUGCAUGGUAUCAAUGAUAGGCGGUAGAGCUGUUGGUGUAGGCUGCUUGCACGUUGCAUUUCUUCCUUCAUAUUACCCUUCUUGUUUAGUUAUUUUUGGGAUUUGAUGCAUUGUUUGUGGCAUGU